Dovyalis caffra is the source of this 552-nucleotide messenger RNA. Lineage: Eukaryota; Viridiplantae; Streptophyta; Magnoliopsida; Malpighiales; Salicaceae. The record is from the annotation of a GenBank genome assembly.
AUGAUUAGAAAACGUGAAAGUGAGAGAAGGUACAGAGAGAUCGCAAAUAAAGAAAACAAACUUAAAGUUGAAAAUGAGGAAUUACGCCGGAAGAACUUUGUAUUGGCAGAACAACGUGAUUUUCUAAAUAAGAAAAUGCUCGAGGACAAGUUGGAACUGGAAAAACUUAAACGUUUCUUACGACAACGAAAAGAUUUCAGUCCUGAGUUGCUUGGGAACGUCUCCCAUGAGACUGCAGGAGAUGUAUUGCAAGAAUCAGAUCCAGUGUGUCAAGCACAUGAAAGAAAUCAGGAUCCGAUCUGUUCUCGAUCAGCGGUGGAUGAUGUCUUAAUGAAUGAGGCAGAGAACUUUGGUAGAGAAUUUGUGCAGCCUGUAGUGAGAGGGAGCUGUUGGACCAUGGGAAAUAUCCGGUCUUGGUUGAUGGAAGAUGCGGGGUGGUCUGUAGGGGAUUGGCAUUGUGGACGAUCGGAUGACAGUUUGGCCGAGUGGUCUAAGGCGCCAGAUUUAGGCUCUGGUCCCACAGCUCGGCGUCCUUCGUAUGGGUUGGAGUAA